This is a messenger RNA of Acipenser ruthenus (sterlet), 3358 nucleotides long. Its product is annotated as scavenger receptor cysteine-rich type 1 protein M130-like. The transcript has 14 exons. The record is from RefSeq and is a predicted model, not a curated record. Gene Ontology annotation, cellular component: membrane. The coding region runs from base 1 to 3237 and encodes 1078 amino acids. Lineage: Eukaryota; Metazoa; Chordata; Actinopteri; Acipenseriformes; Acipenseridae.
AUGGAUUCCAUCAUGGGGUCACUGGGGUCCUGGAUCCAGGAGGGCCCGCUUCGACCCAUGGCUCCCCUGGGCGGUGAUGAUCUGAGGCUGGUGAAUGGAAGCAGUCCCUGUGCUGGGAGAGUGGAGAUUCUUCAUGAGGGACAGUGGGGGACAGUUUGUAGUUUUGGCUGGGAUAUAGUGGAUGCAGGAGUUGUGUGUAAACAGCUGGGCUGUGGAUUUGCUGUAUCAGCACCAAUCGAUGCUCACUUCGGAGUCGGUUCUGGAACCAUCUGGCUGGCUUUUGUUUCCUGCAACAGCUCUCACUCUGCCCUGCGGGACUGUGGGUCAUUGGGGUGGGGUGUGACCUUUUUCUGCACUCACACCUUCGACGUUGGAGUGAUCUGUUCAGGUCAAGGAGUGCGGCUCAGUGGUGGCAGCGAUCUCUGCUCUGGGAGAGUUGAAGUACUGCGUGGGAGCGCCUGGAACACGGUCUGUGAUGCUGGCUUUGACCGGCAGGAUGCAGAGGUUGUCUGUCGGCGGCUGCAGUGUGGAAUUCCUCAAGAGGUGCUGGGAGCUGCUCGUUUCGGUAAGGGGCAGGGUCCGGUCUGGUCACAGGAGAUCCAGUGCAGUGGAAAUGAGCCCGGGCUCCAUGUCUGCCCCACCUCAUCCAGGGAGCAGCCAAGCUGCACACAUGCAAACGAUGUGGGCCUUGUCUGUGUUGGCGGUGGUGAUCUGAGGCUGGUGAAUGGAAGCAGUCCCUGUGCUGGGAGAGUGGAGAUUCUUCAUGAGGGACAGUGGGGGACAGUUUGUAGUGGUGCCUGGGAUAUAGUGGAUGCAGGAGUUGUGUGUAAACAGCUGGGCUGUGGAUUUGCUGUAUCAGCACCAAUCAAUGCUCACUUCGGAGCCGGUUCUGGAACCAUCUGGCUGGCGCUUGUUUCCUGCAACAGCUCUCACUCUGCCCUGCGGGACUGUGGGUCGUGGGGGUGGGGUGAUACCUCUUUCUGCACUCACGCCUGGGACGCUGGAGUGAUCUGUUCAGGUCAAGGAGUGCGGCUCAGUGGUGGCAGCGAUCUCUGCUCUGGGAGAGUUGAAGUACUGCGUGGGAGCGCCUGGAACACGGUCUGUGAUGCUGGCUUUGACCAGCAGGAUGCAGAGGUUGUCUGUCGGCAGCUGCAGUGUGGAAUUCAUCAAGAGGUGCUGGGAGCUGCUCGUUUCGGUAAGGGGCAGGGUCUGGUCUGGUCAGAGGAGAUCCAGUGCAGUGGAAAUGAGCCCGGGCUCCAUGUCUGCCCCACCUCAUCCACGGAGCAGCCAAGCUGCACACAUGCAAACGAUGUGGGCCUUGUCUGUGUUGGGUACAGACUGGUGAAUGGCUCUGAUUCCUGUUCUGGUCGAGUGGAGCUGCAUCAUGAAGGAGUCUGGGGGACGGUCUGCGAUCUCUAUUGGGAUCUGCAAGAUGCCACAGUUCUCUGUCAGGAGCUGAAUUGUGGGUAUGCUGUAGCCGUCCUUGGACAGGCCCAUUUUGGAGAAGGCAGCGACCCAAUAUGGGCUGACAAAUUCAGCUGUGAAGGCACGGAGACACACUUAUCAAAGUGCCCCAUCUCUGCAUGGAGACACAAGCCGUGCACUCAUGUGAACGAUGUGGGAAUUGUUUGUUCUGCACAGGCAGGUCGAGUCCGGUUGGCAGCCGGACCGAGUCGCUGUGAAGGCCGGGUAGAAGUUUACUACAACAGGACCUGGGGGAGAGUUCUCCACGACUCCUGGGGCAUCACAGAGGCUUCCGUGGUGUGCAGAGAGCUGGACUGUGGCUCUGCAAUGGAAGUCUCUAACUCCUCUCGAUACGGGACAGGGCACAGUGAUGUGUGUCUGACAGGCAUUCGCUGCACCGGGGAUGAGUCCCAUCUGAUAAACUGCAGCCUUCCACAGCAAGUCAGCUGCAAUACCAGUAACAGUGCGGCUGUGCUGUGCUCCAAUCACACGGCCCUCAGGCUGGUUGGGGGAGGAGGUGCCUGCGCUGGGAGGGUGGAGGUUUAUCACAACGGCUCCUGGGGGACGGUCUGCGAUGACUUCUGGGACCUGGCAGAUGCUGAGGUGGUGUGUAAGCAGCUCCAGUGUGGGACGGCACUCAACACCUCAGUGUCCUCCUCCUUCGGCCAGGGGACCGGACCCAUCUGGCUGGACGAGCUGCGCUGUCAGGGGAACGAAUCGACUCUGUGGGAGUGUGCCUCAGGAGGGUGGGGGCAACACAACUGCAGACACAAGGAGGACGCGGGAGUCGUGUGUUCAGAGUUCAAGGAUCUUAGACUGGCUGAAGGCUGCUCUGGACCAAUAGAGGUUCUCUACAAUGGCACCUGGCGUAGUGUCUGCAGCAACAGGAUGACACAUAUUACAGCUUCAGUGAUAUGUCAGCAGCUGAACUGUGGACAAAGUGCUGCCAUUAGAGAUGCACAAUCCAGGCUGAGUUCUGAUUACAAAUGGCUUGAUGGAGUGAACUGCCGAAGACACGACUCUACACUGUGGCAGUGUCCAUCCUUACCCUGGGGUCAGACAAAUUGCUUUAACAAUGAGGUGGCUGCGAUUGAGUGCACAGUGAAAGAGAAGCCGCCUGUCACCAGCAUACCCAAGUCAUGCUCUGAAGACCUCACUCAAGAGCACUGCUCAGAGCCAGCAGAGCUGAGGCUAGCUGGAAGCUCAAGUCCCUGCUCCGGACGGGUGGAGGUGCGGUUCGAGGGGUCCUGGGGGACAGUCUGCGAUGACUCCUGGGACCUGAAGGACGCCAAGGUGGUCUGCAGACAACUAGGCUGUGGGGCAGCAGAGAGCACAGGGGGGGGUGAGGCUACGUUUGGACAAGGGAACGGCAUCAUCUGGCUGGACGAGGUGAACUGCAGGGGCAGCGAGAUGCACCUGUGGGACUGCCGGCAUGCUCCACUGAGACACAAUGACUGCGACCACAAAGAGGAUGCAUGGGUUACCUGUGCAGGUGUUCCAACUACUAUCAGCUCUCCAUUGGAAACAGAAGCCUCUCCAUCCAGGCUGCAGCCACAGAGAGACAUGACCAUCCCAGUGAUAGCCUGCAUCGUGCUGGGAGCUCUGCUCUUUGUGGUGUUGGUCCUGUUAGCCGGGCAGCUGCAGCACAACAGGAUGCUGAGGAGAGGGAUUGCUGAGGAGGAGCCUGACCCCUUCCAUGAAGCCGUUUACGAGGAGAUUGAGUACAAACUGGCCAGACAGGGAACCUAUGAUGCGCCCAGGAGAGGUGAGUAAGAGGGGAGGGGGAGUGGAGAAAGAGAGAGCCAACACACACAUCACACUGCCACACAAUCCACAAACAUGACUCAAAGCAGCAGACUUGUAAACCUCUCAUCACAGGAAACACUACAAAGAG